This is a messenger RNA of Punica granatum (pomegranate), 1189 nucleotides long. Lineage: Eukaryota; Viridiplantae; Streptophyta; Magnoliopsida; Myrtales; Lythraceae. The record is from RefSeq and is a predicted model, not a curated record.
ACAUUGUUCUCCGGCGUACUUCGCGACACCGAAACCACUAACUUGCAGCAACCUACGAGGAUGUUCUUUCCUGUUAUAAUCUUAGUACUCGCCCUGCAAUGCGGGAUUGGAAGUUUAGUCGAAGGGGAGCCCCUGGUUGUAGGAUACUAUAGAGAGAGUUGCCCUUUUGCAGAAGAGAUUGUCCAGAGGGUUGUGGCACGUGCGGUUUUAAGAGACCCUCGAAUGGCCGCAUCCCUUCUCCGUCUCCAUUUCCACGACUGUUUUGUCAUGGGUUGCGAUGGAUCGAUUUUGUUGGACAGCGUCGGCGGCAUUUUGAGCGAGAAGCUAGCAGGACCCAACAUCAACUCGGUGCGUGGGUUUGAGGUCAUUGACGAGAUAAAAUAUUACCUGGAAGAAGCGUGCCCCCAUACUGUCUCGUGUGCUGAUAUCUUGGCCAUUGCCGCCCGUGACUCUGUCGUACUGAGAGGAGGACCGAGUUGGGAAGUGUGGCUUGGGAGGAGAGACUCGUUGACGGCAAGCUUCACUGGAGCCAACCAGUUCAUCCCUCUUCCGAACUCCUCACUUGUAGGUCUCAUUGCCAAUUUCGGGCAACAAGGUCUUGACAUUGGAGACUUGGUUGCUCUAUCAGGCAGUCACACGUUUGGAAGGGCGAGAUGCCUGAGCUUCAGGCAGCGGGUGUACCAGGAUUAUAAUCCCGAGGAAUAUCAUGACCGUUAUCAGAAGCAGACAACCUUCAGAAGGGUCCUAAGUUCAAUCUGCCCGGAGACAGGGGGUGAUCAGAGAUUGGCUCCUCUGGAUUAUGUCACCAAGAAUUUGUUCGACAAUGAGUACUUCAUCAAUAUCUUGCAGGAGAGAGGACUGUUGCAUUCUGAUAAUGUGCUGGUGAAUGAAGAUCAUGAAGGAGAGAUCUUGAGUCGGGUCUGGUACUAUGCCUCCGACCGACAGGCUUUUUUCAGUUCAUUCGUGGAGUCAAUUGUGAAGAUGGGAAACAUCAAUGUAUUGACAGGUGUUCAAGGAGAGAUCAGGAGAAAUUGUCGACUUGUCAAUAUUUAGCAAAAAGGAGCCCCUUUUUUGUCAAAAAUAUGAAAGUUCCACACCAUUUGCUUCUUGAUUGUUAGGGUGUUAUAUGAGCUCUUGGCAGAAACAUUCCGAUGAAUAACAAACCACGGGCUUUUAAUGCAUACUCUUA